AUGAGUGGUCGUCUUAGCAAGCUCGGGACAACGCUCACUGUAGUGUUUGCUGUCACUCUCGCCGCCCUUAUAGCGCAGUUCUUCUUCCUCCUCUGGCGGCGAAGGAAGUCCCAGUUUCCGACCAGCAUCGGGCCCCACGAAGCUCAUCAUAACAACCGACAACCUAGCUCACUGCACCGCAAUAUCGAAGUGGACGAGGUGUUCAAGUGGCAGCAGCGACUGUACGGCGUGUCGUCCAGGGUGCUGUUCACGAUCGAGGAGGAGGAAGAGAGAGAGGGUCUGGACUCCGAGACGCCGGCAACGACGUAUUCAUCCUGUGCGGAGAAAGAGGCGAAGACCCUGGUGCUGGACGUAGCGGUGACUAUGAGAGUAGAGGUGGAGGAGGCAACGCCGCCGUUUACUACGCCAUGUGCUUCGCCGCCGUACUAUACACCUUCGCCUUCUCCUAGUCGUGAUUUUGUAGUGUGA
Molecule: messenger RNA, 468 nt
Organism: Malus domestica (apple)
Lineage: Eukaryota; Viridiplantae; Streptophyta; Magnoliopsida; Rosales; Rosaceae
Source: RefSeq, a predicted model, not a curated record